AAGAAAUCUGCUGACUUUUAUCCACAUGAAUACUCAAGAGAGCAGUCACAACUUCUACACACUUACUUUUGGGAAGCUUGGCUGUGAAGCCAGAGGAAUAGACCUAAAGAAGGAUGUAUCAAAAGAAGUUAUUGCAGCAAUCAAAAACGAUGUGAUGAAGCAUCGGAUUCUAAUCUUCAAGGAUCAAGGAAUAAUCAGUGGAGACAGGCACGUGGAAAUUGCUAAAUGGUUUGGUGAACCUGACUCCACUUUUUACAAGCAUCCACGCUCCCCACAUCCUGAUGUGUUCAGAGUCUCUAAUGAUCGUUCAGAGGGCUGUACAAAUGUUGGCCGAACUGGAUGGCACAUUGAUGGUAGUUUUCAAGAGGCACCAUUUGCGUACUCCCUUUAUCAUAUGAGUUGCACAGAACUUACAACAAGAGAGAGUGACAGAGAUGAAGUUCCAACAAGGGCCAGCAAGGGAGAGCUGGAGAGGGAGGUGUUGUUGGAACCAGCGCCAACCAAAGAGAGAGAGAGCGCCCUCAGCAGUUUCCUCAACCAGGUGAGGUAUGAUCACUCCACCCUGGUCACGUAAUACUCUGUGGACUGC
Cherax quadricarinatus is the source of this 589-nucleotide messenger RNA. The record is from RefSeq and is a predicted model, not a curated record. Lineage: Eukaryota; Metazoa; Arthropoda; Malacostraca; Decapoda; Parastacidae.